AUGGCUGAUCACCUUUAUUCCCGAAAAAACGGCGCUCUUGAAGCAAACCCUGACAUUGUCAAUGGCCAACGUAGUGACAUUAACAUCACCGUCAGAGGCUCUGACUGGUACUGGGCUGUCUGUGCAAUCAUGACAGUUUCAACCUUUGCGUUCCUCGGGUUUGGAAUGAGAAAGCCUCGCACCGACCGUAUCUUCCACUACAUCACCGCCGGUAUUACCAUGAUUGCAUCUGUCGCAUACUUCUCAAUGGCUUCGAACUUGGGAUGGACUCCCAUUGCCGUUGAAUUCCAGCGACCCAAUCACCGCGUUAGUGGGAUUUAUCGCGAGAUAUUCUAUACCGAUUUGCUUCUUACUGCUGGAAUGCCUUGGCCGACUGUUCUAUGGGUAAUCCUCGUGGACUGGGUUAUGAUUGUCACGGGACUAGUUGGGGCCCUCGUUAAGAGUUCCUACAAAUGGGGUUAUUUCGCGUUCGGUUGCACUGCCCUCGCAUACAUCGUUUACGUGCUCGCAUGGGAAGCUCGACUACAUGCCAAACAUGUUGGCCCUGACGUCGGUCGAACCUUUGUCAUGUGCGGUUCCCUUACAGCCGUUGUCUGGAUUCUGUAUCCUAUUGCCUGGGGCGUCUGUGAAGGCGGUAAUCUGAUUGCCCCUGACUCCGAAGCUGUCUUCUACGGUAUUCUCGACCUCAUUGCAAAGCCUGUCUUCGGAGCUCUUCUCCUCUGGGGGCACCGAAACAUCGACCCUGCUCGUCUUGGCCUUCGUAUUCGCGACAUUGACGAGCGCAUCUUCCCUGAUGGUCCUAACAACAAGGCCACACAUGGACAUGGUGCUCGAAACGAUACUGCCACUGCCUCUGGCGCCAACGUCAACCCAAACGCUUGA
Fusarium redolens is the source of this 882-nucleotide messenger RNA. RefSeq lists its product as uncharacterized. The record is from RefSeq and is a predicted model, not a curated record. The transcript is spliced from 6 exons. Gene Ontology annotation, cellular component: plasma membrane; endoplasmic reticulum. NCBI's taxonomy places the organism in Eukaryota, Fungi, Ascomycota, Sordariomycetes, Hypocreales, Nectriaceae. The coding region runs from base 1 to 882 and encodes 293 amino acids.